UCGGCAUUUAGCAAUCGGGACUUUCGUAGCGGCCGUCGCCGAGCAGCCGACUCUGCUCGUCAGUCUAGAGAGUAAUAUCGACACGAAAAGGACCUGUUUGAGUUACCCGGUCACAUAGACAAAGAAAUCGAAAUACUACACAAAUAAUUGCAUCAAACUCUGUUUGGACGCUACAGUCGUUGCGUUAACCGGCAAAAUGGCUGAAGCGGAAGGUGGCUCCGAGCAGGAUGAUGUUUCAUUCCUGCGUACGGAAGAUAUGGUCACGCUCUCCUGCACAGCGACGGGCGAGCGUGUCUGUCUGGCCGCCGAGGGAUUUGGUAAUCGGCAUUGUUUUCUCGAAAACAUUGCCGAUAAGAAUGUGCCGCCCGAUUUGUCGCAAUGCGUCUUUGUUAUCGAACAGGCGCUGUCGGUGCGCGCGCUCCAGGAACUGGUGACUGCAGCUGGAUCAGAGACCGGCAAGGGCACAGGAUCCGGCCAUAGAACCCUGCUCUAUGGCAAUGCCAUACUCCUGCGGCAUCACAAUAGCGACAUGUAUCUGGCCUGUUUGUCAACAUCGUCGUCGAACGAUAAGCUCUCCUUCGAUGUGGGUCUGCAGGAGCAUAGCCAGGGCGAGGCCUGUUGGUGGACCGUACAUCCGGCGAGCAAACAGCGCUCGGAGGGUGAAAAGGUUCGUGUGGGUGAUGAUUUGAUUUUGGUGUCGGUUGCCACCGAACGGUAUCUGCACACAACCAAGGAGAACGAGCAGUCCAUUGUGAAUGCCAGCUUCCAUGUGACCCACUGGUCCGUGCAGCCCUACGGCACCGGCAUCUCACGCAUGAAAUACGUUGGCUAUGUGUUCGGCGGCGAUGUCUUGCGUUUCUUUCAUGGCGGCGACGAGUGCCUGACCAUACCCAGCACCUGGGGCCGUGAGGCAGGUCAAAACAUUGUCAUAUACGAGGGCGGCGUGGUCAUGGCUCAGGCACGUUCUCUGUGGCGCUUGGAAUUGGCGCGCACGAAGUGGACGGGCGGCUUCAUAAACUGGUAUCAUCCCAUGCGUAUACGUCAUAUAACGACGGGACGCUAUCUGGGCGUCAACGAUAGCAACGAGCUAAUCCUCGUUAAAAAGGAGGAGGCAUCGAUUGCAACGACGACUUUCUGCCUGAGGCAAGAAAAGGACGACGAAAAGAAAGUACUCGAGGACAAAGACUUAGAAGUAAUCGGUUCGCCGAUCAUCAAAUACGGUGACACCACCGUCAUCGUGCAGCACUGCGAGUCGAGCCUGUGGCUCAGCUACAAGAGCUACGAAACGAAAAAGAAGGGCGUCGGCAAGGUGGAAGAGAAACAGGCCAUACUCCACGAGGAGGGUAAAAUGGACGAUUGCCUGGACUUCUCCCGCUCCCAGGAAGAGGAAUCGAAGACGGCGCGCGUCAUCCGAAAGUGCAGCAGCCUCUUCACACAGUUUAUAACCGCCUUAGAGACCCUGCAAUCCAAUCGUCGACAUUCAAUAUUUUUCCAAAAAGUUAAUCUCAACGAAAUGGUCAUGUGCCUGGAGGAUUUAAUCAAUUACUUUUCGCAGCCAGAAGAUGAUAUGGAACACGAGGAGAAGCAGAAUCGUUUUCGUGCCUUGCGCAAUCGCCAGGAUCUGUUCCAGGAGGAGGGCGUGCUCAAUCUCAUUUUGGAGGCCAUUGACAAAAUUAAUAUAAUUACAUCGCAGGGCUUCUUGGCCAGCUUCCUGGCCGGCGACGAGACUGGUCAGAGCUGGGAUCUAAUCUCAACUUAUCUCUACCAGCUACUGGCCGCCAUCAUCAAGGGCAAUCACACCAAUUGUGCCCAAUUUGCGAACAGCAAUCGCCUCAAUUGGCUGUUCUCCCGCCUGGGCUCGCAGGCGUCCAGCGAGGGCUCCGGCAUGCUGGAUGUGCUCCACUGUGUGCUCAUUGACUCGCCCGAGGCGCUGAACAUGAUGAGGGACGAGCACAUUAAAGUGAUUAUAUCGCUGCUCGAGAAACACGGUCGCGAUCCCAAGGUUCUCGAUGUCCUCUGCUCCCUGUGUGUGGGUAAUGGAGUCGCGGUGCGCUCCUCGCAAAACAACAUUUGUGAUUUCCUGCUGCCCGGCAAGAAUCUGUUGCUGCAGACCUUGCUGGUGGACCAUGUGGCGAGCAUACGUCCCAACAUCUUUGUGGGACGCGUCGAUGGCUCGUCCAUGUACCAGAAGUGGUACUUUGAGGUGACCAUGGAUCACAUCGAGCAGACCACACACAUAAUGCCGCAUCUACGCAUUGGCUGGGCCAACACCUCCGGCUACGUGCCCUAUCCGGGCGGAGGCAAGAAGUGGGGCGGCAAUGGCGUCGGCGAUGACCUCUACUCGUUCGGCUUCGAUGGCGCCCAUCUGUGGACAGGAGGACGCAAGACGCUUGUGGCGGACGCACUGCCCGAGGAGCCAUACAUACGCAAGGGCGACGUCGUUGGCGUGGCCAUUGAUCUGUCCGUGCCGGUCAUUACGUUCACCUUUAACGGCAACAAGGUGCGCGGCUGCUUCAGGGACUUCAAUCUGGACGGCAUGUUCUUCCCGGUGAUGAGUUGCUCCUCCAAGCUCAGCUGUCGCUUUCUGUUUGGCGGCGAUCACGGCCGCCUGAAGUAUGCCCCACCCGCGGGCUUCUCGGCGCUCGUACAGUGCCUGAUGCCGCAUCAGAUCCUAAGCUUGGAUCCCUGCUUUUACUUUGGCAAUCUGAACAAAAAUGUACUGGCCGGUCCCUGGCUCAUCGAGGACGAUACGGCGUUUGUGCCGAAGCCAGUGGAUACGACAGGCGUGACCCUGCCCAGCUCUGUGGAUCAGAUUAAGGAGAAGCUCGCCGAAAACAUACACGAGAUGUGGGCUCUGAACAAGAUCGACGCCGGCUGGACCUGGGGAGAGCAGCGCGACGACUACCAUCGCAUACAUCCCUGCCUCACACAGUUCGAGAAGCUGCCAGCUGCUGAGAAGCGUUACGACAAUCAACUAGCGGUCCAAACAUUGAAAACUAUCAUCUCUUUGGGCUACUAUAUAACCAUGGAUAAGCCACCAGCACGCAUACGACCCGUGCGCCUGCCCAACGAGAUAUUUAUGCAGGCCAACGGCUACAAGCCGGCACCGCUCGACCUGAGCGCUGUGACCCUGACGCCCAAGCUGGAGGAGCUCGUCGAUCAGCUGGCCGAGAACACGCACAAUCUGUGGGCACGCGAGCGCAUCCAACAGGGCUGGACCUACGGCCUAAACGAGGACUCUGAAAAUCACCGCAGUCCCCACCUGGUGCCCUAUGCCAAGGUCGAUGAGGCCAUCAAGAAAGCGAAUCGGGACACUGCAUCCGAGACCGUGCGCACCUUGCUGGUCUACGGCUAUGUGCUGGAUCCGCCCACCGGCGAAGGCACCGAAGCUCUGCUAGCCGAGGCGCAACGCCUGAAGUUCGCCGCCUUUCGCACAUAUCGCGUGGAACGCAACUACGCCGUCACCUCUGGCAAAUGGUAUUUCGAAUUCGAGGUGCUGACAGCGGGUCCAAUGCGCGUGGGCUGGGCACGGGCCGAUUGCUAUCCGGGCGCCAUGUUGGGCAGCGAGGACACCAGCUGGGCGUUUGAUGGCCACAAUGAAGAGAAAGUCUACGGUGGCAACAGUGAAUCGUUUGGUAAACAAUGUGGACCCGGGGAUAUAGUCGGAGUCUUUUUAGAUCUAGCCGAUCACACAAUUAGCUUCUCGUUGAACGGAGAACUACUUAUGGAUGCCUUGGGUGGCGAGACAACGUUCGCCGAUGUCACCGCUGAGGGCGUGGGCUUUGUGCCCGCCUGCACCUUGGGAGUGGGCCAGAAGGCGCGCUUGAUUUAUGGCCAAGAUGUGGACUCCCUCAAGUUCUUUACCACCUGCGGUCUACAAGAGGGCUACGAGCCCUUCUGUGUCAAUAUGCAACGCCCUGUUACGCAUUGGUAUACCAAGGAUCAGCCGAUUUUUGAGAAUACCGAGGAAAUGCCCGAUUGCCGCAUCGAUGUGACGCGCAUACCUGGCGGAGCUGAUACUCCGCCCCAUUUGAAGAUCUCGCAUAAUACGUUCGAGACCAUGGAGAAGGCAAAUUGGGAAUUCCUGCGUCUCUCCCUGCCUGUCACCUGCAUGAGCGACUUCAUCAGUGAGCAGGAGAAGGCGAGACGCUGGGAGGAGAUCAAGCUACGCCAAUAUCGCUUGAUGCGCGAGGCACAAGAGGCAGCCAUCCAGAUGCAGACCCAAAAUGCUGCACACAUGGAUCACAUGCUCAAGUCCGGCUUCAAUAUGAACGACAUUAAGGGCUUGACGCGCAAUUUCGAUGAUCACACCGAGGCAGAGGCCGAGCAUAUGAUGCACGGCCCACCACGACCACCACGCAAAGGUUCGCUCACCCGGAAUAUAACAUUUGAGAGCGACAUGACGGCUGCCUUGGACGAGAUGCAGCGUUCGACCUCCGUAUUGGACAUGAAUGGCCUGGGCGAUGAUCUAGAUGACAAAAAGAAACGUGGCCGCAGUCCGUUCAAGUUCUUUUCGAAGAAGUCACGCGACCAGAGCCGUGAGAAGAAUGGCUCGAGAACCGCAGACACAUCGCUGGAGCGCAGAAACACAGUGGCCCAUGGCCGAAACGUGGUUAACCAGCAGAUGACAACAAGAACGCCAACGUUACGUCUAAAUAAUGCCGAAAUACCGCCCAGUCCAGUGCCUCAGGGACCAAAACAAUUGAGCUCCACGAAUUUGGGCCAGCCAUCAGUCGAAUCAUCUGGCAAUGAGAUGUUCGAUGCCGAGUGCCUUAAGCUGAUUAACGAAUAUUUCUAUGGUGUGCGCAUAUUCCCUGGCCAGGAUCCCACCCACGUCUACGUCGGCUGGGUUACCACCCAAUACCAUUUGCAUAGUCGCGAAUUCAAUAAGAAUAAGGUGCGACGCGCCUCGGUCUACAUUGAGGACUAUUAUGAAGUGCCCAUUGAGCGCAUUGAUCGUCAGAGCUGUUAUGUGGUGCGCGCCGACGAGCUGUUCAAUGAGGUGACCCAAGACGCAUCUGGCAAAGGUGCAUCGCAGGGUAUGUUUGUCGGUUGCUUUGUGGACACGGCGACGGGCAUAAUACGCUUCACCUGCGAGGGCAAGGAAACCUCGCAUCGCUGGAUGAUGGAACCGGAUACCAAACUGUUUCCGGCCAUUUUCGUCGAAGCCACCAGCAAGGAGAUCCUGCAAAUUGAGCUGGGACGUACGCCAACCACGCUCCCACUGUCGGCAGCCGUGCUGCCCACCAGUGACAAGCACAUCAAUCCCCAGUCCCCGCCUCGUUUGAAGGUGCAGUGCCUGCGUCCGCAUCAAUGGGCGCGUGUGCCCAACACCUCACUACAGGUGCAUGCGUUGAAGCUGUCCGAUAUUCGGGGCUGGUCAAUGCUCUGCGAGGAUCCUGUAUCAAUGCUGGCCCUGCACAUACCCGAAGAGGAUCGCUGCAUCGAUAUAUUGGAGCUGAUUGAGAUGGAUAAACUGCUGUCCUUCCAUGCUCACACUCUCACGCUCUACGCUGCGCUGUGCUAUCAAUCGAAUUAUCGUGCCGCGCACGCGCUCUGCCAGCAUGUCGAUCAGAAGCAACUGCUCUAUGCCAUACGGUCGGAGUAUAUGAGUGGACCACUGCGUCAGGGAUUCUAUGAUCUGCUGAUAGCGCUGCAUCUGGAAUCGCAUGCCACCACAAUGGAGGUAUGCAAAAAUGAAUAUAUUACACCGUUGGGCCCCGAACUGAAGGAACUUUACGCUGAGGAUGAGAUGCGUCACUCACUUCGUUCCCUUGUCACGGAGUCUGUGCGUCCGCAGUUGCGUAUGACGGAAAUCACUCCCCCUGUGAUUGCAACAUCUAGUAUGCCAAGUGUUUCCAGCGAACCGAUACCCAACAUCGAUCAGUUGUAUUCCCCGAAGUUCCCAUUAGAAGUAGUCAGAGAAUUUGUAAUGGAGGCACUCAAAGAUGCUGUGGAAAUAAAUCAAGUGCAUAACCGUGAUCCCAUUGGUUGGACCAACGAAAAUCUAUUCUUGCCACUCAUCAAGCUAACGGAUCGCCUACUGUUAGUUGGCGUCCUUACUGAUGAGGACGUACAAAAACUAUUAGUAAUGGUGGAUCCAGAAACUUGGGACCCCACUUUCGAAAGAGAGGGAAAAGAUGAGCACCGCAAAGGUUUGCUCACCAUGAAAAUGGCUGAAGGAGCUAAGCUACAAAUGUGCUACCUAUUGCAUCAUCUAUACGACACACAGCUCCGGCAUCGGGUGGAGAGCAUUAUAGCAUUCUCUCACGAUUUUGUGGGCGAUCUGCAAACCGAUCAGUUGCGCCGUUAUAUUGAGAUUAAACAAUCCGAUUUGCCAAGUGCUGUUGCGGCCAAAAAGACUAAGGAAUUCCGUUGUCCACCCAGAGAACAAAUGAAUCAGAUUCUUUGCUUCAAGAAUCUCGAAGCUGACGAUCAGGACAAUUGCACCUGUGGUCUUGAGUUGCGCAGUCGCUUAAGCGAAUUCCACGACUCUCUAAUGCAAAAGGUAUCGCUGAAUGCGCUGCAGGAGCCGGAUGGUACUGAGACAAAUGCAAUCGAAGAGAUCAAAACGGGACCCAUAACCAAGAUCUACAAUUUCAUCAAUACCGUCAAGGAGCUAGAGGAGGGACCCAAAGAAGUGGAGGAGCCUGAGAAAAAGACACCCGAAGAGGUUUUCCGCAAAGUUCUAAUCAAAACCAUCGUCAGCUGGGCUGAGGAAUCACAAAUCGAGAAUCCAAAAUUAGUUCGCGAAAUGUUCAGCUUACUGGUACGGCAAUACGAUACGGUCGGUGAGCUGGUACGUGCUCUGGAGAAGACCUAUGUGAUCAACAAUCGCGCACGAGAUGAUGUGGCUGAGAUGUGGGUUGGCUUAAGCCAGAUUCGUGCAUUGCUGCCCGUACAAAUGAGCCAAGAAGAAGAGGAGCUGAUGCGUAAGCGCUUAUGGAAACUGGUAAACAAUGCCACAUUCUUCCAGCAUCCGGAUUUGAUACGCAUCUUACGUGUGCACGAAAACGUAAUGGCCGUCAUGAUGAAUACUCUAGGCCGUCGUGCGCAGGCACAAAGCGAUGCUCCCGCCCAGACCGAGGGAGCGGAGGGCGUGCCCUCAAAGGAGAAAGACACCUCGCACGAAAUGGUUGUGGCUUGUUGUCGCUUCCUGUGCUACUUUUGCCGUACCGGACGUCAGAAUCAGAAGGCCAUGUUCGAUCACUUUGACUUUUUGCUGGACAAUGCGAACAUAUUGUUAGCCAGGCCCAGUCUGCGUGGUUCCACCCCAUUGGAUGUGGCAUAUUCGAGUUUAAUGGAGAACACAGAAUUAGCUCUGGCACUUAGGGAACACUAUUUGGAGAAGAUUGCAGUUUACCUGUCCAGAUGUGGAUUGCAGAGCAAUUCUGAGCUGGUCGAGAAGGGCUAUCCCGAUUUGGGCUGGGACCCGGUCGAGGGUGAACGAUAUCUGGACUUUUUGCGCUAUUGCGUUUGGGUCAAUGGCGAGAGUGUCGAGGAGAACGCCAACCUUGUCAUUCGUCUUCUUAUCCGUCGUCCAGAAUGUUUGGGACCGGCUCUAAGAGGAGAAGGAGAAGGUCUCUUCCGUGCAAUCGUCGAGGCCAAUCGUAUGUCGGAGCGCAUAUCGGAUCGUUGCAAAAUGCAAGACGAGGCCGAAGGCACCAUAGCUGGACUUAAUUUUACCCAUCCCCUACCAGAAGGCGACGAAGAUGAGGACUAUAUCGAUACAGGUGCCGCCAUAUUGAAUUUCUAUUGUACACUUGUUGACCUGCUGGGCAGAUGCGCCCCCGACGUGUCUGUCAUCGAGCAAGGCAAGAAUGAAUCACUGAGAGCUAGAGCUAUUUUGAGAUCUCUUGUGCCACUGGAAGACCUUCAAGGUGUGCUUAGCCUAAAGUUUACGCUCACCCAAACUGCUCCCGGUGAGGAGAAACCAAAAUCGGAUAUGCCGUCUGGCCUCUUACCCAAUAACAAGCAGAGUAUUGUCCUAUUUUUGGAACGUGUUUACGGCAUAGAGACACAAGAUCUAUUCUAUCGGCUGCUCGAAGACGCUUUUCUCCCAGAUCUGCGUACAGCCACAAUUUUGGAUAAGAGUGACGGCUCAGAGAGCGAUAUGGCAUUGGCCAUGAAUCGCUAUAUUGGCAACUCCAUUUUGCCACUGCUUAUCAAGCACUCAAAGUUCUAUAACGAGGCUGAGAACUAUGCAAGUCUCUUGGAUGCCACGCUGCACACGGUCUAUAGGUUAUCCAAGAACCGUAUGCUAACCAAGGGACAGCGAGAGGCAGUAUCCGAUUUUCUAGUAGCGUUGACGUCACAAAUGCAACCUGCCAUGCUCUUAAAGCUAUUGCGCAAGUUGACUGUUGAUGUAUCCAAGCUAUCCGAAUAUACGACCGUCGCACUCAGGCUGCUCACACUGCACUUCGAUCGCUGCGCUAAGUACUAUGGCUCGACUCAAGGCCAAGGCUCGUAUGGAGCUUCGUCAGAUGAGGAGAAGCGUCUAACGAUGCUUCUCUUCUCAAAUAUUUUUGACUCGCUGAGCAACAUGGACUAUGACCCGGAACUGUUCGGUAAAGCAUUGCCCUGCCUAAUUGCCAUCGGCUGUGCCCUGCCACCAGACUACAGCUUAUCGAAGAAUACCGAUGAGGACUAUUAUGGCAGACAAAUGGGCGCACCAGAUCAACCGCAAUAUGUGCCAAAUCCAAUUGAUACGAACAAUGUACAUUUGGACAAUGAUUUGAAUUCGUUGGUUCAAAAGUUCAGCGAGCAUUAUCACGAUGCUUGGGCCAGUCGCCGUUUGGAGGGAGGCUGGACAUAUGGCGAAAUUCGAUCCGAUAUCGAACGCAAGCACCCACGCCUAAAGCCCUACAAUAUGCUCAGCGAAUAUGAGCGUGAACGCUACCGAGAUCCGGUGCGUGAAUGCCUCAAAGGUCUCUUGGCCAUUGGCUGGACCGUUGAGCACUCUGAAAUCGAUUUGCCACUCAAUCAUCGUGGCUCUACGCGUCGUCAAUCGAAGCCCCAAAUUCAUGAUUUUCAGAAUGAGGGCAACCCCUUCAACUAUAAUCCACAUCCUGUGGACAUGAGCAACCUGACGCUCAGCAGAGAAAUGCAAAAUAUGGCCGAACGUCUGGCCGAAAACUCUCAUGAUAUUUGGGCGAAGAAGAAGAACGAAGAGUUAAAUGGAUGCGGCGGAGUUAUACAUCCACAAUUGGUGCCCUAUGACCUGCUCACCGACAAGGAGAAGAAGAAGGAUCGUGAGCGCUCUCAGGAGUUCCUCAAAUACAUGCAGUAUCAGGGAUACAAAUUGCACAAGCCCUCGAAGGGUGGCGCUGUUGAGGAAGGCGGUGCCACACAAGCUGCCGUUGAGUUGCGCUUCUCCUAUUCACUGCUAGAGAAGCUCAUCCAAUAUCUGGACCGUGCCACCAUCAACAUGAAGCUACUGAAGCCAUCGACCACGUUCAGCCGACGCAGCUCCUUCAAGACGGCAUCGCGGGACAUCAAGUUCUUCUCGAAGGUCGUGUUGCCUCUGAUGGAGAAAUAUUUCUCGACGCAUCGCAAUUAUUUUAUCGCUAUUGCCACGGCAACGAAUAACAUAGGCGCCGCAUCGCUAAAGGAGAAGGAAAUGGUUGCCUCCAUAUUCUGUAAAUUGGCUGCUCUGUUGCGCAAUCGCCUGAGCGCCUUUGGACCUGAUGUACGCAUCACCGUGCGCUGCCUGCAAGUGCUGGUCAAGGGCAUCGAUGCCAAGACUUUGACCAAGAACUGCCCCGAAUUCAUACGCACAUCGAUGCUGACGUUCUUCAAUCAAACUUCUGAUGAUCUGGGCAACACGAUCAUGAAUCUACAGGAUGGCAAGUACAGCCAUUUGCGUGGCACACAUCUAAAGACCUCCACGUCGCUGGGUUAUGUAAAUCAGGUGGUGCUACCGGUGCUGACUGCGAUGUUUGAUCACCUGGCUGCCUGUGAUUACGGCAGUGAUCUGCUGCUUGACGAAAUUCAAGUGGCCUCUUAUAAGAUUUUAGCUGCCCUAUAUCACUUGGGCACCGAUGCGACACUGACACACGAUCGCAAAUAUUUGAAAACGGAAAUCGAGAGGCAUCGACCUGCCUUGGGCUCCUGCUUGGGCGCCUACAGCUCGUGCUUCCCAGUUGCCUAUUUGGAGCCGCAUCUCAAUAAGCACAAUCAGUACUCUUUGCUCAAUCGCAUUGCAGACCAUUCGCUGGAGGCCCAGGACAUUAUGGUCAAAAUGGAAAGCUGUAUGCCCAAUUUGGAAGCAAUCCUCAAUGAAGUGGAUCAGUUUGUUGAGUCGGAUAAGACUUAUGCCGAUGCACCGCACAUCAUCGAUGUUAUAUUGCCGUUGCUCUGCGCCUAUUUGCCUUUCUGGUGGUCUCAGGGUCCGGAUAACGUGAGUCCGACCAGUGGCAAUCAUGUGACCAUGGUCACCGCGGAUCACAUGAACUCGCUGCUGCGCAAUGUGCUCAAGAUGAUCAAGAAGAACAUUGGCAAUGAUAACGCGCCCUGGAUGACACGCAUUGCGGCCUACACCCAGCAGAUAAUCAUCAAUACAUCAGAGGAGCUACUCAAGGAUCCAUUCCUGCCACUGGCGGAGCGAGUCAAGAAGCGUACCGAGAACAUGCUGCACAAGGAGGACAGCAUGCGAGGAUUUAUAAAAUCGGCCACAGAUGAUACUUCGCAAGUGGAGACGCAACUACAAGAGGAUUGGAAUUUGCUUGUGCGAGACAUAUACUCAUUUUAUCCGCUACUCAUCAAAUACGUGGAUCUGCAGCGCAAUCAUUGGCUAAAGGAUAACAUCCCUGAGGCCGAAGAGCUGUACAAUCAUGUUGCCGAGAUCUUCAAUAUCUGGUCAAAGAGUCAAUACUUCUUGAAGGAGGAGCAAAACUUUAUAUCGGCCAAUGAAAUUGAUAAUAUGGCUCUGAUAAUGCCAACGGCGACGCGACGAUCGGCCAUAUCCGAGGGCGUGCCGGCAGUGGGUGGCAAGGUCAAGAAGAAGAAGAAGAACAGAGACAAGAAACGUGACAAGGACAAGGAGGUGCAAGCCAGUUUAAUGGUUGCCUGUCUGAAGCGUCUACUGCCCGUAGGCCUCAAUCUAUUCGCUGGUCGCGAACAGGAGCUGGUGCAGCAUUGCAAGGAUAGAUACUUGAAGAAGAUGAACGAAUACGAUGUCAUAGAAUUCGCACGCAAUCAGUUGACAUUGCCCGACAAACUGGACCCAUCCGAUGAGAUGUCGUGGCAGCAUUACCUCUACUCGAAACUGGGCAAGACUGAGGAGCCAGUCGAUGAGCAGGCCUUGGAGAAGGUGAAUGCCAAUUCGAAUGAGAAGGGUAAAGACAAGACGACAGAGACGGUUGAUCGAAUUGUGGCCAUGGCUAAAGUUCUAUUUGGCCUGCAUAUGAUCGACCAUCCACAACAGCAGAGCAAAAAUGUCUACAGGAGCGUUGUGUCAAUACAAAGGAAGCGUGCCGUUAUCGCAUGUUUCCGUCAGACAUCGCUACAUUCUCUACCCAGACAUCGUGCUUGCAAUAUCUUUGCUCGCACCUACUACGAGCAAUGGCUGCAGGAGGAGAACGUCGGCCAGGAGGUGAUGAUCGAGGAUCUGACGCAAACAUUUGAAGAGUCGGAGAAAUCGAAGAAGGAUGAAGAGGAAACGGACGGCAAGCCAGAUCCGUUGACUCAGCUGGUGACCACCUUCUGUCGUGGUGCUAUGACAGAACGCAGUGGCGCACUUCAGGAGGAUUUACUGUACAUGUCCUAUGCACAAAUCGCAGCCAAGUCUUGCGGCGAAGAGGAAGAGGAAGGCGGCGACGAAGGCGAAGGGGGUGAAGGCGGCGAAGAGGGCGAAGGCACAAGUAUUCAUGAACAAGAAAUGGAGAAACAGAAGCUACUGUUCCAUCAAGCGCGUCUGUCGAAUCGUGGCGUUGCCGAAAUGGUGCUGUUGCACAUAUCCGCCUCCAAAGGUAUACCUUCGGAGAUGGUCAUGACGACACUCAAUUUGGGCAUCGCCAUACUGCGUGGCGGUAACAUCGACAUUCAAAUGGGUAUGUUGAAUCACUUGAAGGAGAAGAAGGAUGUGGGCUUCUUCACCUCCAUAGCCGGGCUGAUGAACUCGUGCAGUGUGCUCGAUCUGGAUGCAUUCGAGCGCAACACAAAGGCCGAGGAGUAUAUUCCAAGUGCGGGUGCAGGUCUUGGUGUCGGCUCGGAAGGCGCUGCGGGUGAGAAGAAUAUGCACGAUGCGGAGUUCACGUGUGCUCUAUUCCGAUUCAUUCAGCUAACCUGCGAGGGUCACAACUUGGAAUGGCAAAACUAUUUACGUACCCAGGCGGGCAAUACGACUACGGUGAAUGUGGUCAUCUGUACGGUGGAUUAUUUGCUGCGUCUGCAGGAAUCGAUUAUGGACUUCUAUUGGCACUAUUCUAGCAAGGAGAUCAUUGACCCAGCUGGCAAGGCGAACUUCUUUAAAGCCAUCGGCGUGGCUAGCCAAGUGUUCAAUACCCUCACUGAGGUCAUCCAGGGUCCGUGUACCUUGAAUCAGCAAGCCUUGGCCCAUUCCAGAUUGUGGGAUGCGGUCGGCGGUUUUCUAUUUCUAUUUUCGCAUAUGCAGGACAAACUCUCGAAGCAUUCGAGUCAGGUGGAUCUGCUAAAGGAGCUGCUCAAUCUACAAAAGGAUAUGAUCACCAUGAUGUUAUCCAUGCUGGAAGGCAAUGUUGUGAAUGGCACAAUUGGCAAGCAGAUGGUGGAUACCCUUGUUGAGUCGGCUAGCAAUGUUGAGCUGAUUCUCAAGUAUUUCGAUAUGUUCCUGAAAUUGGCCGACUUGAUUGAGUCGCCCAGUUUCCAUGAGAUUGAUAUGAAGAACGAGGGCUGGGUAAUACCCAAGGAUUUCAGAGACAAAAUGGAGCAGUCCAAGAACUACACACCGGAGGAAAUGGAUUUCCUUUUGGCUUGCUGUGAACGCAAUCACGAAGGCAAAAUAGAUUAUAGAGCCUUUGUCGAACGUUUCCACGAGCCAUCAAAGGAGAUCGGUUUCAACCUGGCUGUGCUGCUGACCAAUCUCAGUGAACACAUGCCCAAUGAGCCGCGCCUGGCGCGCUUCCUAGAGACCGCUGGCUCUGUGCUGAACUAUUUCGAGCCGUUCCUGGGUCGCAUCGAAAUCUUGGGCAGCUCGAAGCGUAUUGAGCGUGUUUACUUCGAGAUCAAGGACUCGAACAUCGAGCAAUGGGAGAAGCCACAGAUUCGCGAAUCGAAACGCGCCUUCUUCUACUCGAUUGUCACGGAGGGCGGCGACAAGGAAAAGCUGGAAGCAUUUGUUAACUUCUGUGAGGAUGCGAUCUUUGAGAUGACCCACGCCUCUGGCCUGAUGGCCACGGACGAUGGCGGCGGCAAUGUGAAACGGGAUACGGCCUACAGUUCCUACAUGAGCGAAGAGGAGGAAGAGCGCGCCGCUCGCGAUCCGAUUAGACGCACAAUAACUGCUGUAAAGGAUGGCCUGAAGUUCGGAGUUCACAUGUUGAGUCCCUCAAACAUCAAGCACCAAAUUGGAGUUAUGCAAACAAAAUCGAUACCUGAACUGAUUGUUGGAUUCUUUAAGAUAAUCUUCUAUAUGUUCUACUACACGGGUUACGCCCACUACUGUGUGGUGCGCUAUAUCUUUGGCAUACUGUUGAAUCUGAUGCGUGGUCCCGCACCCGAGCAGGAGGAUGAAGUGGCUGUAGUUGAAGAGGAGACAUUUGGACGUGCGCUGCCGCCGUUGCCGCUGGAGGAGCCACCGGGCCCGGUACAAGCAUUCGGCUUGGACAUAAACAAAGAGGAAAACGGCGUGUACAAGGUGGUGGUCCACGAGUCGCCAGCCAGCUCAUCUGUGGAGGAGGGCGGUGAGUCUAGCCCAGAAGAUGGCGCAGCUCCAACCGGAGAACUAGUCGAAGGCGAACUGCAUCAGGAACCCAUUUCAAUUGUCGAUAUGCUCGGCGGUGAGGCGGCUAAGAAGGCAGCUCAGGAGCGUCAGGAGGCACAGAAGGCCCAAGAGGCAGCCAUGGCAUCCAUUGAAGCCGAGGCCAAGAAGUCAUCGGCAGCACCACAAGAGACACCAGCGGUGCACCAGAUCGACUUCUCGCAGUACACGCACCGCGCUGUCAGCUUCUUGGCUCGCAACUUCUACAAUUUGAAAUAUGUGGCGCUCGUCUUGGCUUUCAGCAUUAACUUUAUGUUGCUCUUCUACAAGGUGACCUCAUUCAACGAGGAAUCAGAAGGCUCGGCCGAAGAGGAGCUUAUUCUGGGCUCUGGUUCGGGCGCUGGUGCUGAUAUGGCUGGCUCUGGUCUGGGUGGCUCGGGCGAUGGGUCGGGCGAUGGCGAUUUCGAAGACGAUGACAUACCGGAACUGGUGCACGUGGAUGAGGACUUCUUCUAUAUGGAGCAUGUGCUGCGCAUUGCCGCACUGCUCCACUCCCUGGUAUCGCUGGCCAUGCUCAUCGCUUACUAUCAUCUAAAGGUGCCGCUGGCCAUAUUCAAGCGAGAGAAGGAAAUUGCACGUCGUCUGGAAUUCGAUGGUCUCUUCAUAGCCGAGCAGCCGGAGGAUGAUGACUUCAAGUCCCACUGGGAUAAGCUGGUCAUAUCGGCCAAGAGUUUCCCUGUCAACUACUGGGAUAAAUUUGUCAAGAAGAAGGUCAGACAAAAGUACAGUGAGACCUACGACUUUGACUCAAUCUCGAAUCUGCUGGGCAUGGAGAAGAGCGCCUUUACGGCACAGGAGAGCGAGGAGACGGGCAUUCUGCGCUACAUCAUGAACAUCGAUUGGCGCUAUCAGGUGUGGAAGGCUGGAGUCACCUUUACGGACAACUCCUUCCUCUACUCCCUGUGGUACUUCAGCUUCUCGGUGAUGGGCAACUUUAACAACUUCUUCUUUGCCGCCCAUUUGCUGGAUGUGGCCGUUGGCUUUAAGACACUGCGCACGAUUCUGCAGUCCGUAACCCACAAUGGCAAACAGCUCGUCCUGACCGUGAUGCUCCUGACGAUUAUCGUUUAUAUAUACACGGUGAUUGCGUUCAACUUCUUCCGCAAGUUCUACAUACAGGAGGAGGAUGAGGAGGUGGACAAGAAGUGCCAUGACAUGUUGACCUGUUUCGUCUUCCAUUUGUACAAGGGCGUUAGAGCAGGCGGUGGCAUUGGCGACGAAAUUGGGGAUCCGGAUGGAGAUGAUUAUGAAGUCUAUCGCAUCAUCUUCGACAUCACAUUCUUCUUCUUCGUCAUUGUCAUCCUGUUGGCCAUCAUCCAGGGUUUGAUUAUCGACGCCUUCGGCGAGCUGCGUGAUCAAUUGGAAUCGGUCAAGGAUAAUAUGGAAUCGAAUUGCUUUAUUUGUGGCAUGGGUAAGGACUUCUUUGAUAUAGUCCCGCAUGGCUUCGAUACGCACGUGCAGAAGGAGCACAAUCUGGCCAACUAUAUGUUCUUCCUGAUGCAUUUGAUCAAUAAACCGGAUACCGAGUACACCGGCCAGGAGACGUACGUGUGGAAUAUGUAUCAACAGCGCAGCUGGGACUUCUUCCCAGUGGGCGACUGCUUCCGCAAGCAGUACGAGGACGAACUCUCUGGCGGCGGCGGUGGCGGAGGCUGAGCUCCUGGGCUCCACUUAGUCGCGUUUUUACUACAAUUUCUAUGAUGAUCGUUAAUAUCUCUAUUAUAAUAUUGAUAUAUGUUUGAAUUCUCUCAAUAAUAAAUCAUAUUCUAAUUAAUUUAAGUAUAUAUUUUACAUACAAUACGGAUGCUCGACCAAAUAAAUCGAUUCAUUUUUACCGAAGUUGAAAGCAA
Messenger RNA from Drosophila mojavensis, 15807 nucleotides. It is a transcript of the gene RyR, whose product is annotated as ryanodine receptor. The transcript has 27 exons. NCBI's taxonomy places the organism in Eukaryota, Metazoa, Arthropoda, Insecta, Diptera, Drosophilidae. The record is from RefSeq and is a predicted model, not a curated record. Gene Ontology annotation, molecular function: ryanodine-sensitive calcium-release channel activity; protein binding. Gene Ontology annotation, cellular component: sarcolemma; smooth endoplasmic reticulum; Z disc. Gene Ontology annotation, biological process: intracellular calcium ion homeostasis; calcium ion transmembrane transport. Bases 197 to 15613 code for a protein of 5138 amino acids.